Messenger RNA from Orbilia oligospora ATCC 24927, 1332 nucleotides. RefSeq lists its product as uncharacterized. The transcript has 2 exons. NCBI's taxonomy places the organism in Eukaryota, Fungi, Ascomycota, Orbiliomycetes, Orbiliales, Orbiliaceae. Bases 1 to 1332 code for a protein of 443 amino acids. Gene Ontology annotation, cellular component: cytoplasm. Gene Ontology annotation, molecular function: thioredoxin peroxidase activity. Gene Ontology annotation, biological process: cellular response to oxidative stress; cell redox homeostasis. The record is from RefSeq and is a predicted model, not a curated record.
AUGCCAAUGGAACUGAGAAAACGCAAGGCUCCAGCCGCCCCUCCACCACCUCCUCCCGCCCCCAAGAGGAAAGCCACCGGUCCCAAGAAGGAGAAGAAGGCUGAACCUGUCGAAGAACCAAAGCCCGUCGUCGAGAAGAAGGCCGCCGCUCCCAAGAAGGUAGCCGUUACCAAGAAGGCUAAGGCUGCAGACAAGGCUGAGGUUACCACUGAGGCGCCAGCUGACGUUGCAGCCGACCCUGAAGUCCUCCCUGAGGCGCCUGUUGAGGAAGCAUCGUCUUCGAAGGCUAAGCCUGCUGCUAAGGGGAAGGCCAAAGAGACUAAAGCUAAGGCCGAGCCUGCUAAGAAAGAAGCUAAGAAAGAGACUAAGAAAGAAACUAAGAAAGAAGACAAGAAGGAGGAGAAGAAGGAGGAGAAAAAAGAGGAGAAGAAGGAAGAGAAGAAGGAAGAGAAACCAGCCAAGGAGAAGAAAGCCGCCGCCCCCAAAGAAAAGAAAGAAACCGAAAAGACCCCUUCCGCAAAGGAGAAGAAGGAAGCUGAAAAGGCUGCUUCAGCAAAGGAGAAGAAGGAAGCUGAGAAGCCCGCAGCUGAGAAGGCAUCUUCCAAGGUGAAGAAGGAAAAGGCCGAACUCGCCAAACCAGCUGAAGAAAAGGCCGAGCCAUCCGCUGACAAGAAGGAGAAGAAGGCCGCUGCACCGAAAGCUAGCGCUUCUAAGUCGGCUACUGCGACCCCAGCCCCUGCUGCUCCAGUUGAGCUCAAGAUCGGAGACGCCAUUCCUACCGGUCUUCCAGAACUCAGCAACCAAGCUGGGGAAAAAGUUACUCUCGAUGCUCUCCUCGAGUCCAGCAAAACCGGUGUUGUUAUCUUCGCUUACCCACAAGCUUCUACCCCCGGGUGCACCAAGCAAGCUAUUGCAUUCAAUGGCUCCAAAGACACCUUCGAAGCUCAGGGAUAUUCCAUCUUUGGUAUCAGUGGUGACAAACCAGAGAAGAACCUCAAGUUCAAGGAAAGCCAAAAACUUACCUACCCACUCCUCUCUGAUACUACCUACGAACUCCACGCCAAAUUUGGUAUCGCAAAGCCUGGCGGUAAGGGAACUCUCCGCAGCGUGAUAGUGAUCAGCAAGGAUGGUAAGGUUGUUUCUAUUAAGAAAGCCGGUCCAGAAGAGACCUUGAAGAUCGCCAAGGCUGCAUGUGGUAUCACUGAGGAAAAGAAGGGAUCGACUUCCGCCGCUGCCGCCCUCGAAAAGGCGGAAGAGAAGAAAGAAGCCGAGGCCGAGGCCGAAUCUUCGAAGCAAGCAACCGUUGAGGAAGCUCCUGAUGCUUCUGCUUAA